Drechmeria coniospora is the source of this 1029-nucleotide messenger RNA. RefSeq lists its product as uncharacterized. The record is from RefSeq and is a predicted model, not a curated record. The transcript has a single exon. NCBI's taxonomy places the organism in Eukaryota, Fungi, Ascomycota, Sordariomycetes, Hypocreales, Ophiocordycipitaceae. Bases 1 to 1029 code for a protein of 342 amino acids.
AUGCUAACCGUGCGUUUCACAGGCCCAGACCCCUUCAGCAGUCCCCCAGACUCGUCGCCGCCCGCACCACCACCUCCAGAGCAGUGCGUUCAUCCUCCGAUCCCCCGUCAUUCCCCAGAAUUCCAUGGGCACAAGGGGAACGAGAGAGGAAGGGGAGGGGUGAAGGAAGGUCAGGCUAACGGCGGGCACAGGCUCAUGCGUGCUGGUGAAGACGACCGGUAUCGAAUGGUCGAGGACGAGCUCCUCCGGACGGCGCAAUGCUUCACGACGCGCCUUCACCGUGCCGAGUACGAUCGGCUCCGACGUCUCGCCCGGACGCGAAACGCCGCCGCUAUCCACGCCAUGGAGCGUCCUGUGGUCGUCACCUCGACGCCCGUAGCGGCUGUGGCCCGGCGCCGACGCGACAGACAGCGCGCCCUCGCCAUCGCGGCAUCCAACGCCGACCCCGACCCCGACCUCGAGCUGCCCUGGGUAGGGACCAGCCUACACGGCCUGAUGGAGCGGUCAUCGAGUGAGGACCCCCUGGCGUUACCGCCAAGUGCUCCCUCCUCCAGUACGGUGAUGCGUGUCAGGCCCGGAUCCCGACUGGAUUCGAUCACGAGCGUAGGCCGCAGCAAAGGUUCGAGCCUCAGAGGCUUGGCGCCUGCGGCCUCUUCCCGAAAGCCACCCGUUCGCGGUGGACUCGUUCCACAUCUGUUUUCUAUACCGGCUACGGAGAGGACCAGUGCUGCUGCGAGUGAUACCGGCAGUGACAACGGCAGCGCUUCGGUCACCCCGGCUCGCAGCACGCGUGCUCUGAACCGACAGCGAGACGGCUCACCGGGAACCAGACACCGACAAGUCCGUCUCUCGGCUGAGGGUCAUGAAAGUGAUGACGAGGAUGACGGCGAUGGCGAAGAUGGCGUUGAAGAUGACCCGUUUGGACUAUGCAGGCGCAGGAUCCGGCGAGCCAAGUCCAGAAUGCAGCCGUGCCGGCCGCCGCCAAAGGCGAAGAAAUUGACCCCCGACACGAUACCGUCUUUCUUAUGA